This is a messenger RNA of Ramularia collo-cygni, 1179 nucleotides long. Its product is annotated as related to CYB2-lactate dehydrogenase cytochrome b2. The transcript is spliced from 6 exons. Gene Ontology annotation, molecular function: oxidoreductase activity; FMN binding. Bases 1 to 1179 code for a protein of 392 amino acids. The record is from RefSeq and is a predicted model, not a curated record. Lineage: Eukaryota; Fungi; Ascomycota; Dothideomycetes; Mycosphaerellales; Mycosphaerellaceae.
AUGUACUUCUCGUCCGUCGCCACGGUUCUGCUUCCGGCAUUGAUUGCCAGCGUUGACGCAACUCGUCCUUUCUUGAACGAACCGGACACUGCCGCGUUCGAGCAGUACGGAACUAUCAACCAGGGAGAUGUCGACUCACUGCCGGAUGUCAACGACAUCAUUGGUCUGCAGGACUUUGAAUAUGUUGCUCGUGGAUACAUGAACAUCUCAUCAUACACCUACUACCGCGCCGGCGCCGCUGGUGAAUGGUCGUACAGGAAUAACUUGGAGGCCUACUCACGCAUGCACUUCCGACCGAGGACGAUGAUCGAUAUCAACAACAUCGAAUCGACCUUCAACACCACCAUCCUGGGCCACAACUUCUCAGCCCCAUUCUUCAUCGCGCCGGCCGCCAUUGCAGGAUAUGGCAACGAGACCGGCGAGGUCGGCCUAACCAGAGGCGCUGCACAGGGCGGUAUCCUCUACUGCAAUGCUCAAUUCAGUACUCGCUCCCAGGCGGACGUCCAGGCUGCCCGCGCAGAAGGUCAAGUCCUCUUCCACCAGCUCUACACCAACAUCGACAUUGAAGGUGCCACUCAACAGAUUCGCGAGGCAGAGGAGAACAACUUCCAGGCCAUCCUUCUCACCAUCGACUCGCCUGCGGACGCCAACCGUCAGCGUGCACUCAGAUUCGGUGUUGGCUCUGCUGAUUCCAGCUACACCGCCUUCACCUGGGACUACUACCAACAAUUGAGGAACCUCACCGAUCUACCAGUCAUCCUCAAGGGUAUCCAGACAUGGGAAGACGCAGUCAUCGCUGCCAAUCUGGGUGCGCCCGCAAUCUACUUGUCAAACCACGGAGCUCGUCAACUGGAUGGCUCUCCCUCUCCUUUUGAGGUCGCUCUGGAGAUCCACGAAAACGCUCCAUGGGUCUUCGAGAAAGUUGAGGUACUCGCAGACGGAGGCGUCCGCUAUGGAUCCGAUGUUCUGAAGCUUCUCGCUCUUGGCGUGAAGGCUGUGGGUAUGGGCCGCCCAUUCAUGUUCGCAAAUGUGUACGGCGAGGCCGGUGUCGCCCGUGCUAUCGAGAUCAUGAAGAAAGAGAUUGCAAUGGACGCGGGUAACGUGGGAGUUGCGAACCUCCAGCAGAUCAACUCGAGCGUUCUCAACUUCAAGAACUACAACCGUGCCUGGGGUCUUUAG